This is a messenger RNA of Durio zibethinus, 880 nucleotides long. RefSeq names its product UPF0664 stress-induced protein C29B12.11c-like. Gene Ontology annotation, biological process: positive regulation of DNA-templated transcription. Lineage: Eukaryota; Viridiplantae; Streptophyta; Magnoliopsida; Malvales; Malvaceae. Gene Ontology annotation, molecular function: chromatin DNA binding; transcription coactivator activity. Gene Ontology annotation, cellular component: nucleus. The record is from RefSeq and is a predicted model, not a curated record.
CACAUCAACUCCUCCAAACGCAGAAAAAGUCCAGAAAGCUGUGAUUCCUCCUUUUAGCAGAAAAGCAAAAAAAAAAAAAAAGGGGAAAUAUGGCCCUAAAUCCUCAGUUAUUCCCAAAUGGUAUGCCGGUUCCUUUCACCAAUGAGAUGUUCGUUCUCGUCAGAGAUGGCGUUGAGUUCGAAGUAGACAAGAUCCCCGGAUCUCAGGGAGGUCGUGUUAAAGCAAGGGGCACAAUUUACUUGUCCAAUGUAAGGAUGGUCUUUGUUGCAAGUCAGCCUGUUGGGAAUUUCUUUGCUUUUGAUAUGCCUCUGCUUUAUGUGCAUGAUGAAAAGUUUAACCAGCCAAUAUUUCACUGCAACAACAUUUCUGGUCAUGUGGAGCCUGUAGUUCCAGAAAACGAGCAUAGGGCUCUCUACUCCACUCAUUCCUUGAAGAUUUUGUUCAAAGAAGGUGGCUGUGGAACCUUUGUUCCACUCUUCUUAAACUUGAUUUCCUCAGUUAGACAAUAUAAUCAACAAGUAAAUCCCGCACCACAACCUCAUAUGGAUCCUUUACAAGCAGCACAAACUCCUGUUGAUGAAAUGAUGAGACAUGCAUAUGUUGACCCUAACGAUCCAACCAGAAUCUUUUUACAACAGCCAACUACAGAGUCUCAGUUAAGGCGACGCACUUACCAAUCCCAUCCGGUUGAAGGCUCAAUGUGAUUUUGAUCUUAGCCUUUCAAGAUCAUAUUGUAAGAAACUUAAGCAAUGUUUAUUGUGUUGUGUAAUUAAUUGCUGCAUAAUGGCAUCACAUUAUGGUACUAUUUCAUUUUCUUUGUUGUCCCUUGUCUUUACCAGAAUGAGUGAAUAACAGUUGCUUGUUUUUGUACGUUUCAUGU